Messenger RNA from Peromyscus eremicus (cactus mouse), 1677 nucleotides. RefSeq names its product zinc finger protein 420-like. Gene Ontology annotation, molecular function: DNA-binding transcription repressor activity, RNA polymerase II-specific. NCBI's taxonomy places the organism in Eukaryota, Metazoa, Chordata, Mammalia, Rodentia, Cricetidae. The transcript has a single exon. The annotation marks the transcript as partial. The record is from RefSeq and is a predicted model, not a curated record. Gene Ontology annotation, biological process: negative regulation of transcription by RNA polymerase II.
AAAUGUGAUGAAUGUGGAAAAUCCUUUAGGAAAAGUUCAUCCCUUAAUGUUCACCACAGAAUCCAUAUAGGAAAGAAACCUUAUAAAUGUGAAAAAUGUGGAAAAUGCUUUACUAGGUGCUUAUUACUUCAUGUUCAUCAGAGAAUCCAUACUGGAGAGAAACCUUAUAUAUGUGAUGACUGUGGAAAGUCCUUUAGUAAGUCCUCCAGUCUUCAAUGUCAUAGGAGAAUCCAUACUGGAAAGAAACCUUAUAAAUGUGAUGACUGUGGAAAAUCCUUUGUUCAUUCUUCCAAACUUCAAUGUCAUAGGAGAAUCCAUACUGGAGAGAAACCUUAUAAAUGUGAUGAAUGUGGAAAGUCUUUUGUUAAUUCCUCCAAACUUCAAUGUCAUAGGAGAAUACAUACUGGAGAGAAACCUUACAAAUGUGAUGACUGUGGAAAGUCCUUUGUUCAGGCCUCCCAUCUUCAAUAUCAUAGGAGAAUCCAUACUGGAGAGAAAUCUUAUCAAUGUGAUGACUGUGAAAAGUACUUUAGAGAUGAAUCAUCUCUUCAUGUUCAUCAGAGAAUCCAUACUGGAGAAAAACCUUAUAAAUGUGAUGAAUGUGGAAAGUCCUUUGUUCAAUUCUCCCAACUUCAAUGUCAUAGUAGAACCCAUACUGGAGAGAAACCUUAUAAAUGUGAUGAAUGUGGAAAGUCCUUUGUUCAAUUCUCCCAUCUUCAAUGUCAUAGGAGAAUCCAUACUGGAGAGAAACCUUAUAAAUGUGAUGAAUGUGGAAAGUCCUUUGUUAAGUCCUCCCAUCUUCAAUGUCAUAGGAGAAUCCAUACUGGAGAGAAACCUUAUCAAUGUGAUGACUGUGGAAAGUACUUUAGAGAUGGAUCAUCUCUUCAUGUUCAUCAGAGAAUCCAUACUGGAGAAAAACCUUAUAAAUGUGAUGAAUGUGGAAAGUCCUUUGUUAAGUCCUCCCAACUUCAAUGUCAUAGGAGAAUCCAUACUGGAGAGAAACCUUAUAAAUGUGAUGACUGUGGAAAAUCCUUUGUCCAGUCAGCCAAUCUUAAAUGUCAUAGGAGAAUCCAUACUGGAGAGAAACCUUAUAAAUGUGAUGACUGUGGAAAAUCCUUUGUCUGGUUAGCCAAUCUUAAAUGUCAUAGGAGAAUCCAUACUGGAGAGAAACCUUAUCAAUGUGAUGACUGUGGAAAGUACUUUAGAAAUCGAUCAUCUCUUCAUGUUCAUCAGAGAAUCCAUACUGGAGAAAAACCUUAUAAAUGUGAUGAAUGUGGAAAGUCCUUUGUUAGGUCCUCCCAUCUUCAAUAUCAUAGGAGAAUCCAUACUGGAGAGAAACCUUAUCAAUGUGAUGACUGUGAAAAGUACUUUAGAGAUGAAUCAUCUCUUCAUGUUCAUCAGAGAAUCCAUACUGGAGAAAAACCUUAUACAUGCGAUGAAUGUGGAAAGUCCUUUGUUCAAUUCUCCCAUCUUCAAUGUCAUAGUAGAACCCAUACUGGAGAGAAACCUUAUAAAUGUGAUGAAUGUGGAAAGUCCUUUGUUAAGUCCUCCCAUCUUCAAUGUCAUAGGAGAAUCCAUACUGGAGAGAAACCUUAUAAAUGUUAUGACUGUGCAAAAUGCUUUAGGCAUGGCUCUUCUCUUCAUGUUCAUCAGAGAAUCCACACUAGAGACAAAUGA